Messenger RNA from Exaiptasia diaphana, 1248 nucleotides. RefSeq lists its product as uncharacterized. The record is from RefSeq and is a predicted model, not a curated record. The coding region runs from base 66 to 857 and encodes 263 amino acids. The transcript is spliced from 8 exons. NCBI's taxonomy places the organism in Eukaryota, Metazoa, Cnidaria, Anthozoa, Actiniaria, Aiptasiidae.
AAAUAAGGACACUACGUUGUGUUGACUUUAUUUAAAUAAGUUCGCACAUUUCAUUAGUUUUUGAAAUGAGACAGUCUGUAUUUGGUUUGUAUGUCCUCGUUUUUGGCUGCUAUUACGUUGAGAAUAGUGCGCAGGGUCAAUGUCCAGCAUACUCGCCCAACUUUGUUGUAAAACAAGGCUUUCGUCUGUACGGACAUGUUAUCAACUGGUUGUAUGCUGAAAAUGAGGUUCUCUGUAGACUUAAAUGCAAUAUGGUCGAAAAGUGUUUAACCUUCAAUUACGAAGCAGCAACAAAGAUCUGUGAAUUGAACGACGCCAACCAUACCUUACAUAUCAACGACCUUCGACAGACUCAAGGUUUUGUCUAUGUUGACUUGAAGAAACAAAAAAAAUCUGAUGCUGCUCCUACUACUCCUUCUGUAAUUGGGCAAGAAAGUCCAAUUAGAUCCUACCUUGGUUACUGUGUGCAGCCAAAAAGUGGUGACUGUAAUCCAAUCGAAAGCACAGGAGGUCACGCCCUUAUCUUGAAAAGCGCCGAUAAGGACUGCUCAGCGGAGUACAUGAAAUUUAUAUUGGACUCUGAGGGUAUUAUUCAUCAUAAAUGCAGCGGAAAGAUAGUUUGUCCAGAAGAUAAUCGUCCUUGGUAUGAUAAAGAGCUUCUGUUGGUGGAUGAAUGUCCCAAAGAGGUUUCCAGGCACAAAAGGCUUCCAUCAAAAAGUCUUCAGAAUAUAAACAAUCGAUUUUGUGUUCAUCCACGUGAUGGUUAUCCCAAAGACAACAAACACCUUGUAUAUUAUAUACAAUGCAAUGCGAACAGACUCAUUCUAGACUUCAUUAAACUACCAUCAGUACAGUGACAAAAAACUAUUAAAGAUUGACUCGCUUCAAAUUGUCACAAAGGGGCAUGGAGGCCUGGAGGAACCAUUGACUGAAAAGAAAGACAAGUGGUUCUUAUACAGAUGUGUCUUUUAUAUCAUAGCUCUUCACUGACAGUGAACCUAUAUAACAUUAAAUCGCACAAAUCGUCACCAAGGACGUUAAAUGAGCCAAACAUUACAUGCACCUGUUUCAAAAAUUCGCUGGUCGACGCUCAAAGAAAGUCUCCAAAGGGAUUAUCGUUGCACUGUUUUGUCAAACAAAAUUUCUGUUAUUGAGUUCACCUUGCAUGGAAAUUUAGACUAAAUGGAGCUAUUGUUUACGGUAAUUACCACAGUCUAUCUUAUCAGUAUACAACGAAUUAAAACUUGA